Galeopterus variegatus (Sunda flying lemur) is the source of this 3658-nucleotide messenger RNA. RefSeq names its product lysosomal-associated membrane protein 2 (gene LAMP2). Gene Ontology annotation, cellular component: autophagosome membrane. NCBI's taxonomy places the organism in Eukaryota, Metazoa, Chordata, Mammalia, Dermoptera, Cynocephalidae. Gene Ontology annotation, biological process: autophagosome maturation; cellular response to starvation; protein targeting to lysosome involved in chaperone-mediated autophagy. Bases 27 to 1265 code for a protein of 412 amino acids. The record is from RefSeq and is a predicted model, not a curated record. The transcript has 9 exons.
GCCGCCGCCCUUGGCUCUGAGUAAUCAUGGUGUGCUUCCGCCUGUCACCGGUUCCGGGCGCGGGGCUCGUUCUGUUCUGCCUCGUCCUGGGAGCUAUCCGGUCUUACGCAUUGGAACUUAAUUUGACAAAUUCAGAAAAUGCCACUUGCCUUUAUGCAAAAUGGCAGAUGAAAUUCACAAUACAUUAUGAAACUACCAACAAAACUUAUAAAACUGUAACCAUUUCAGACCUUGGCACUGUGACAUAUAAUGGAAGCAUUUGUGGGGAUGACCAGAAUGGUCCCAAAAUAGAGGUACAGUUUGGAUCUGGUUUUUCCUGGACUGUGAACUUUACCAAGGAGGUGUCCAAUUAUUCAAUUGCCAGCAUCUCGUUUUCCUACAACACUAGGGAUAACACAAUAUUUCCUGAUGCUCAAGAUAAAGGAAUUCUUACUGUUAAUAACCCCGUGGCAAUCAGAAUUCCAUUGAAUGAAAUCUUUAGAUGCAAUAGUAUAUCAACUUUAGAAGACAAUGAUGUUGUCCAAAAAUAUUGGGAUGUUCUUGUGCAAGCUUUUGUCCAAAAUGGCACAGUGAGCACAAAAGAGUUUCUGUGUGAUAAAGACAAAACUUCAACAACAGUGGCACCCAUCAUUCACACCGUUGUGCCAUCUCCUACUACAACACCCACUCCGAAGGAAAAACCAAAGGUUGGAACCUAUUCAAUUAGUAAUGGCAAUGGUACUUGUCUGCUGGCUAGCAUGGGGCUGCAGCUGAACGUCACUCAGGAUAAGGUUGCUUCGGUUAUUAACAUCAACCCCAAUUCAACUGACUUCACUGGCAGCUGCCACCCUCAAACUGCUCUGCUGAGGCUGAAUAGCAGCAUCAUUAAGUAUCUUGACUUUGUCUUUGCUGUGAAAAAUGAAAACCGAUUCUAUCUGAAGGAAGUGAAUGUCAGCAUGUAUUUGGUUAAUGGCUCUGUUUUCAGCAUUGCAAAUAAUAAUCUUAGCUACUGGGAUGCCCCCCUGGGAAGUUCUUAUAUGUGCAAUAAAGAGCAGACUGUUUCAGUGUCUGGAACAUUUCAGAUAAAUACCUUUGAUCUAAGGGUUCAGCCUUUCAAUGUGAUGGAAGGAAAGUAUUCCACAGCUGAAGAAUGUUCUGCUGACACUGACCUCAACUUUCUUAUUCCUGUUGCAGUGGGUGUGGCCUUGGGCUUCCUUAUCGUUGUUGUCUUUAUCUCUUAUAUGAUUGGAAGAAGGAAAAGUCGUACUGGUUAUCAGUCUGUAUAAUUAAUUAAAUAUAGUGCUUUUUUCUUUCUUUUUUUUUUUUUGCAAUCAGAAGUUAUGUUUCCGUUGGCUGAAAGCCAGGAAAUGCUGUGCAAUAGAUGGUUUAAGAUAUGCAGACUAACCUCAUUGAGUUGCUAGCUAACUUGGGCAUGAGUAGCACUUAUUUAAAAAAAAAUGUAUUAGGACCAGUUUUUUUCCUCUUUUCCUUUUUCUUCCUUUGUUAAAGUGUAAAUGAAAGAAAAAUUGUGGUUUGGAAUAUUUUUUUUAAGUAAAUAAUGAUUUUAAGCCUCUGAAUCCAAUUAUGAAAUCAUUUCUACAGAAGUAUAAUUUUAUAUGUUGCGGUUACUUGUAUUUUGCUACUUUGGUAUUAUUUGCAAAAUCGAAGCUUUUAGAGAAUUUAACUUGCUUCAGAAAAUAAAUUCAAGAACAUAAAGAAUUCAUUUUCACUGGUGGCAAACAUUGGUUUAUAAUAAAACUUCCUUUCCCUACCUCCUAAUCAAGAUUAUUUACAUCUGUGUUUUUCUGCUAGUUAAAAAAGAAAUGGCUUCAAAAUAUUAUAUUUAAUAGCAAAAGUCUGGCUGUUUUCUCCAUUACUGUUAGUGGCUGCUAUAUUUUAAGAAGGGUGUCUUUUUUUGCCUUCUGGACUGUGGAAUAUGUUGAUUAUCUCAGACCUGUCAUCUGUGGUGACAGAUAAAAGUAAGACCUUCAGAUUUUUUUUUAGGGUGUUAAAUCAACACCUAAAUCUAAAUCAGAAUGGGUUAUGGUUUUUUAAGGUUAUGAUUUAUAUAUUUUUUUCCUUAGAGCCUUAACUUGUUCAGAAAAUUAAUUCAUCCUGUAUUUAUAAAACACUUCUAUAUACUCUGUGUGUCUCCUGCACUCUCCCAUUCCCUAUAUGGAUAAAUCCUAAUUGGUAUUUUUUGAUGCAUUGAGUUCUUUUUUUCCCACAGCAGCAAGUGCUGACUCUAGAGGCUAGUGGGCCCUGACAUGUCAUCUGUGAGAUGGCUGCCUAGCCAAAGCUGGACCAGGAUUAUUCUGUAAAUUUGUUGAUCUUGAUAUAGACUUAUAUCCCUGUAGGACCCUCUAAUGUCUCUGGCUUCUGGAGUAAGGUGCUAGAGGCCACUUAUUUCUGUGUCUGCUUGAUUGGUUCAGCUGCUGAAUUGCCCUUUUAUUUGGAAACUGCUGAAUUGCUCUUUUAUUUGGUUGUCUAGAGCCCAAAUGGCUGCUUUGCACACCUGUCAUUAGCAUGAGGCAUGUGUUUAUUUUAUAAAACUAUUUUAUCUUUACAUUUAACUAAAAACAAAAGUUCCCAAAGAUUUGCCUUUACUUUAGAAAUUUUCCUUGGAUUAAAAAAUUAAGCCUAAACCAUGAAAAAAAGUUAGUUUGUUAUUAAACCCAAGGAUUAAGUCCCAGUCUACCUCUCAGCACAAUGUAGAUGCUCACCACUGUAUUGCUGCCAUUAGCUGAUGCCAGAACUCUUUGCCAAUAACUGGAAUUACAAAAUUUUGUUAAAAAGAAAGAAAAUUCAUCAGCAUCUUUCUUUACUAUCCUAUCUAUAUGUGCAUCUCGAAAUCAUACGUUCCAAACUGGAGUAGAAAGUCAGAUUGCUCAAUUACAUCUCCUUUAGAAUUCUGCAGCUCUAACUCACAGAUUCAAGCUCUCCUCUACUUGCUAAGUAUAUAAAGAAUGUUUUAUUUUAAAACGUUCUCUUUUGAGAACAUCUGCUUUAUUUGUUAUUUGGUAAAAGGCAUUUGGUCAAAAUGAUGGCACCAUAAAGAACAGUGGCUUCAUUUCAAUACAUAUUUUUGAGAUGAUUGUCUAGAAGUCACAUUAGUUAAAUCAGCUUGUGACCUCGCUAAAUAUAUGAAUUAAAAAUUCAGAUACAUUCACAAUUAUGGGUUCAUUUAAAAGUUUUCUACCUUUUGGGUAGGAGAUUAAUAUCACUAACUCUUCAUUAGGUAUCAUGGCUUUACCUUAGAAAUUAGUAAACGUGUGUUUAAUUCUUUGAGGAUUAAAAUAUAAAAUAUUAACAGAGGGUUCAAACAAAAGCUGCUUCAACUCCAAUAAAAUACAGGAAGCUCAAAGUCUAUGGACUGAGUGUUCAAUUAACUUUGCUCACUGAGUUCAUUUUUAUGUCAGUAAAACAGUGGAUCACACACACACACACACACACACACAAAAGUGGAUCAGUAGGACUUUGAACUCAUAGGAAUUAUUUUUCACCUAAGCUUCUUUGGAAGAACUGAUGCUUGCUGCUACCUUAAGUUUGGGAUAUAUCACUUUAGUGAACUAAUUAAUACCUGCAAAAUAAAGCAUACUGUGGUACUCCUGUUUGAUUUGAUAUGUGUGAUUUUAGAUUGAUGGAUUGAAAAAUAAUAAAGAUCAUAUGUUCUAUGCCA